Messenger RNA from Mercenaria mercenaria, 1512 nucleotides. RefSeq lists its product as uncharacterized. The transcript has a single exon. The record is from RefSeq and is a predicted model, not a curated record. Gene Ontology annotation, molecular function: nucleic acid binding. The coding region runs from base 1 to 1512 and encodes 503 amino acids. Gene Ontology annotation, biological process: DNA integration. Lineage: Eukaryota; Metazoa; Mollusca; Bivalvia; Venerida; Veneridae.
AUGGAACCAGCGUUUACCUCCGGCAUUCAUCAAGUUAUUGAUAUCAACAGAUUCAGCACAUACCAGACGCUAUUACGUGUAACAGCAUACGUCAUGAGAUUUAUACAUAACUGUAGACAUUCUAGCAGACGACUUGAACCCUUGUCCUACAGUGAACUUACACAUGCAGAGAGAACAUGGCUUUUAAACUGUCAAACCAUUACUUACCAGGAAGAAAUCAUCAACAUGAGAUCGAGUAAAUCACGCUCAGAACUUGUCAAGCAACUAAGAUUAUUCAUCGACAAUGAUGGUGGAGUCCGCUGUGGAGGUAGAAUUCAUAACGCGCCGCUGGCCGAGAGUUCGAAAUUUCCUUACCUGUUACCAUCAAGGCAUCCCUUGACCCAUUUGAUUGUUCUUGACUGCCACCAGAGAGUGUUACAUGCGGGCGUUGAUUCUACUAUCACUUACAUUCGCCAGAAGUUCUGGAUCCCAGCCAUUCGUCAAUGUGUAAAGACGAUCAUUCGAAAAUGUGUCACGUGCAGAAAGGUAACUGGGAAGUCAUAUGCAUCCCCUGAUCCACCUCCCUUACCCAGAUGUAGAGUAGAAGAUACAGUACCGUUCACAGUAACAGGUGUCGACUUCACAGGCGCACUGUACGUCAGAAGUAAGAAUGAAACUGAAGAAAAGGCAUAUAUUUGUUUAUUUACAUGUGCAUCCACACGAGCGGUUCACUUAGAAGUCGUCCGAGAUUUAUCCGAAGAAUCCUUUCUUCAAGCAUUUAGGAGAUUCACCAGCCGGAAAUCUCUACCACACGUCAUGAUCUCCGACAACGCUUCAACAUUCAUGGCUGCUUCUAACCAUAUAAGACGUCUGUUCGAGUCGCGGAAAGUACAAGAUGCCCUUACCAGUCAAGGUACCACGUGGAAGUUCAUACCCAAGCGCGCUCCAUGGUUUGGCGGCUGGGUGGAGAGAUUAAUCGGGCUCACCAAGACAGCACUGAAGAAGACUCUUGGUCGUUCUUACGUUAACUUCGACAUGCUACAGACGGUAGUUACCGAAAUAGAAGCUGUUUUGAAUGACCGGCCACUAACGUACGUCUCUUCCGGUAUGAAUCCAGAACCACUCACACCAGCACAUCUUCUAUAUGGCAGACGCAUUAUAACAUUACCAUAUCACGACCCUAAAGAUGAAACAGUCCCAAGUUCAAUCCUUGUUGGACACCGUAACAUUAAUAAACAAGCCAAGAUCCAGAUAAAACUGAUAAACAACUUCCGGAAACGAUGGAGACACGAAUAUCUUACUGCUAUCCGAGAGCAACAUCGUACAUCAGGGCGGAACAAACAAUCCAUAGCGGUAGGCGACGUUGUACAAGUUCAUGAUGAAAUUCCACGUGCACAAUGGAAGUUGGCAGUCAUAGAAGAACUCGUGCCCGGUAGAGAUGGACUGGUUCGGUCAGCGAAAAUUAGAACAGACAAUGGUACUACUAAUAGACCAAUAGUAAAACUCUACCCUUUGGAAGUUACAGAACUGUAG